AUGGGAAAGCGCCGGGAAAGGAACGACAAUUACCUGCUGUGCUGGAGGCUCGUUGGACUGGUCGCCGUUCAGAUGAAAAUGGCCAAGGGUCCUAAAAGAUGGCAAACGUUGACUGUUUGCUCCAAGUACCCAUGCGACUCUGCACAGCGGCGACAUACACAACCCAGCUCCUCCGAAGGAAUACCUUCCAUGUCUGGCUCUCUGAGCAACCAUCUCAUAAACUCCCACUAUCCCGAUAGCCCAUUUAACUCAUCCAUAGUCAGCCAUGGGCCGAUGUCCUUCAACCCCAUGAUGCAUGGCACUCCAUACGCACAACAAUCGUUUUCGCUCUUCAAUUCGCAAUCUUUUGCCAAUGACUCGAUCUCGGAGGAAACCGCUAAGAAAAUCGCUAUUCUGCAGGCCAAAUUGGAUCGCAAGCUUGGGCCAGAAUAUAUUUCUCAGCGUCCCGGGCCUGGAGGAGGGCCGAGGUUGACAUAUGUAGAGGGUUGGAAAAUCAUCAACCUGGCAAAUGAAGUCUUUGGUUUCAACGGGUGGAGCUCAAGUGUUGUCAGCUUGACUACCGACUUUACCGACUAUAGCGAGGAAAGUAGGAGGUAUUCAGUGGGGGUAACUGCGAUCGUACGAGUCACAUUGAGGGACGGUGUAUUCCACGAAGAUACUGGGUACGGGAUGUUGGAAAAUUCGAAAAGCAAGGGUGCUGCUUUAGAUAAGUGCAAGAAAGAAGCUGUUACGGAUGGACUCAAACGUGCAUUGAGAAACUUUGGCAAUGUAAUGGGCAAUUGCCUGUACGACAAGUCAUACACUGCGGAAGUAAUCAAGAUGAAAGUUGAACCAGUCAAGUUCAACAAGGAUGUGCUACACAGACGGCCAGAGUGCGAUGAAGUGAAGCCCAACGUAUCUAUUUCAUCUACUGGCCCUUCCACAUCUGCUGGUCCCUCGAACACCACUGGGAACAUGUCAUUCCAAAAUCAGGCUGUCGUUACGCCCACAAGACCACCAUACCAACAAAACGCAACGAAACCUCUCACAUCUAUUCCCGUUCAUAUGCGCCCAGGGAUUAGCAAUGCUUCAAUCGCCUCAGGCUCCGCAACCACUUCAAAUACAUCCAUGAACCAGGCUAAUGACCACAAAGGGAAGGCACGCGCCAGUGCCCAAGAACGAUUAAAUGCCAUUACCGCUGCCAUCAAUACACCCGACCAGUGCUAUAACGCGCAGCAACAACAAAUACAACACAGUGAACGAAGAGUUUCUUUUUCUGAAACAAACAAAGUGGAUGGCGGUCCUGCUCCCGCACAAAUAGUUAAACCCCCAGGCGCUCAAUCAGCUGUUAAGCAAGAACCAGACAUAGAUGAUGAUGAUUCUUUCGGUUUUGGCUCUGAAGACGAUGCGCUCUUCGCAAUGGCCGAUCUUGGUCCUGCAAUUGGUGCAAAUGACGCCGACAUGGGUAGACCUAUCCAGCAUGACGUAGAAAUGGGUCGUCCAAUAGACCACGAGGAAGGCCUCUUGCAGGGUAUCCAGGAGGCGGACGAUAGCGCUGUGUUUACGGUUCACCCAGCUGCCAGGGCAGCGGGUGUUCCAGAUCAGACUAUCUCGGGCGCCAGAUUGAUUAGCUCAAAACACGCGUCAACUUCAGGUUCGAACUCGAAUAAGUCUCGACAAGAACUCAUUGAAGCUGCGCUACGUGAGGGGAAAACCUCUGCGGGAGAUCAACCGGCAAUGGUCCCAGCGGCCUCCACUUCGAACACAACAACCACAGCGACGUCGACAGCGCCUGGCCAGGGGUUGGCGGCUGGAAUGUUAUCGUCGAAACUUAAUCCACAGCAACAACAAAUGCGUUCGAGUUCUACUUAUGGAAACAGCACAGGCUCGGCUUCCAGUUCUGGCAAUAAUUCAUCGUCCUCUGCUGCGCAGAUGCCCCCACCUGGGGUACCUGCACAGUUACAAUCCAAGGCCACGUCUAUUUCUCAACAAAACCAUCAACGAUAUAUGAACCAAAGGCAGCAGCAACAGCAACAAAAUGGGAGUGCGGCCACUGGUCAACAGCCGCCUCCUCGCGCACCGACACCUGCAAUUGGGGGAUUCAAUUUCCCGGGCGGCGUCAACCCAAUCACGUCCACAGCAAAUUUUGCAAGCGGAAUUGGAGUGAAGAGGCCUAUUGAAGCUACAUCAUCGUCUAAUUACCGCGGGGCAAGACCUGGAAUGGGUCUCCAUCAAGUUCCGACUACUUCAUCGACCAAUAAUCCUAGCAUUAAAUCCGCGACCACUGGCUCUGGACGAUCUGUACUCGGGUCCUUGGAGAUCGAAGAGGGUGGUAUGGUUAAACGGGCGCGGCAAGGAUAA
Molecule: messenger RNA, 2340 nt
Organism: Psilocybe cubensis
Lineage: Eukaryota; Fungi; Basidiomycota; Agaricomycetes; Agaricales; Agrocybaceae
Exons: 5
Coding region: 1-2340 (779 amino acids)
Biological process (GO): double-strand break repair via single-strand annealing; double-strand break repair via homologous recombination; mitotic recombination
Cellular component (GO): nucleus
Source: RefSeq, a predicted model, not a curated record